AUGCUGCUGUGGAUUCUACUGCUGGCAGACCAGGCGUUGCAUUCUGCGUCGGCGCGUCAAGCCCCAGAUGGAGCUGAAGUGGUCAGUGCCUGCUUCUUCGCAUAUGUACUCAAGCUUGACAUGCCUGGUUCCAACCAUCAUACAAUCCGAGCGUCAGACUUCCAGCGAAAGGCAGCUGGCUUUUAUGCAGAUGCAGGAUCACCUCCACCAUUGCUGGAGGCGUACUGGAUUCUCGCUCUUCCAGAACACUUUCAGGAGGCAGUUCUCAAAGAAUGUCCAGCGAUGGUUGUCCUUGCGUAUUUUGUGGGUGCAGAAUCGAAGAUGUACACAGAGCCACCUAUGGCUGCCGAGCUGUCCAACAUCGGCUUCAGCUUGCUUCAAAGGAUGGAGAGAAGGACGCAGGAUUUGAUCCGGGAGUCUUGGCCCAUUGAUGCAGCGCUCAACCGGAUCAAGGCUGUUCAAGAAUCUAUCCAAAGGCUCAAAGAGACUCCAUUGCCCUCAGCUGGACUCCUCGACUUGGUCUUGGCAUAUUGUAAAGAGGACUUGCAAUGGUUGCAAGUGGCCUUGCCCCAGUGGCUACAAGGGCCUACCCGCCUCUUCAUAUACGAGAAGUGCGGGCAGGCAGCCGAGCUGGGAAGUCUGCCAGCGCACAUCAAGGUGCUGCGUGAGCAAGUAGUCGAUGGGCCACCAGGUGGACGGAAAGAUGAAUGCAGCGCAUAUUUGACUCACCUAUCCAAGAUUGUGACCAAAGACGUCGCUCUCUACACGCUGUUUCUGCAGGCAGAUGCGCUGAACCAUGUGUGGCCAUACUACUUGCACUUGGUCAUGAGAACUAUGCAGCUCCGGUCUCUGGAUGUGGCCUUUUUGCACCUGGGGCAGUCGCGCAUGGUCGCAUCCACAUCAGAGUGCAAGCGAGCCAUUUUCAAACAGGUCUUGGGCCGUGAGCAACGGCAAAUGGCCACUGGCUACUGCUGUGCCCAAUUCUUGGUCCGGCAGGAUUUGAUUCUUGGAAACAGAGAAGUUUGGCCUCGUGCAUUGAAGGCUAUGGACGAGCCUCUCCCUGUUGGCUGUGAGCAUGUGAGGCGUGGUUCUGGCAUGCACUGCCUUGUGUUCGAAUCCAUUUGGCACGCAAUGUUUGGUUUUCCAGAGUCCUUCACUCCACGAGCAGAAGACGUCACUCUUCCAUCCUGCUUAAGGAUUCCAGAGACUGAUGAAAGUGAUUUGCCAGACGGACUUCGCUCUACGUUUUAUUUGGAGAGGGCAACAGGCGAUGAUGACAUUUCCUGGCUCGAGAAGCUGAUGGCAAAGGAGUCCGAGGACAUGUCUGGAGCCAGGUGCGGCGGCCAAAUGAAGCAGCCAAAAGGAGAGCUGACCCAGGAAGAGUGGUGCAUUCCGCCUGGCUUUCAUUCAACUCCAGAGUUGAAAGAAACCAUCAAAUUCUGGCAGAAGUGUGCUAUAGUUCAACACACUGAGCGAGGAAUGAAGGUGCCAAGCAGAAUGAAGACGCUUGAAGAUCCGAGCAAGUGCGCAAAGAAAACGUACCCAAGAAAAGAGGUCCAAGACCUGUUCAAGUUCAUAAAGACUAUGAAUAAGCAGGCUACAAAGAGAACAGGACAGUUCCUGAAGCAGCUAGAGAAAAAGGAGGGAAAGGAGACAAAGCGCGAGACCCUCCUGAAGCAGGUUAAGGAUGUGGAUGAACUUAUGAACGAGGAGCUGCGGAAUGCCCGCAAGUUUGUCGAACGUCAAGAACUUUUUGAAAAGAAAUACAUGAUUGGCUCAAAGCUGGGAGAGCAGGGGCCUAAAAAGAAUGCUCUCAUUUUGAUCGAGCAGUCGGACAUUCAGAUGGCCUGGGUGGAUGAGGCAUGGCAAAGAUUUGCCAACCUUGACUUUCCUUUUUCGAGAAAGAAACUUGCGAUGGGCAAGAUGACGCUGAAGGAAGUGGACGUGAGGGACAAGCGGGUAUUGAUCCGGGUUGACUUCAAUGUGCCCCAGGACAAGAAUGAUCCGAGUGUCAUCACGAAUACUCAGCGCAUCGACGGGGCUAUGCCAACGAUUCGACAUUGCCUGAAGAAGGGUGCCAAGUCCGUGGUGCUUUGUUCACACCUGGGCAGACCAGAUGGCCAAGUUGUGGAGAAGUACUCCUUGGCACCUGUGGCCAAAGCAGUGGAGACGAUCCUUGAGCAAAAGGUCGUUUUCUUGAAGGAUUGCGUUGGCAGUGAAGUAGAGGCAGCCUGCGCCGAUCCUGAACCAGGUUCUGUCAUUCUCCUUGAGAAUCUGAGAUUUCACAUCGAGGAGGAAGGCAAGAAUGAGGCCAAAGAAAAAGCAGACCCUGAAAAGGUCAAAGAGUUUCGAGCCUCCUUGGCAAAGUUGGGAGAUGUCUACGUCAAUGACGCAUUUGGCACAGCCCACAGGGCGCACAGCAGCAUGCUGGGUGAGGGCUUCCCCUUGAGAGUAGCUGGCUUCCUGAUGGGCAAGGAGCUAGCUUCCUUUGGCAAGGUAUUGAAUAAGCCACGCCGCCCAGUCCUGGCUAUUCUUGGUGGUGCCAAGGUGAGUGACAAGAUCCAAUUGAUCAAGAACAUGCUGGACAAGGUGGACAUCAUGAUCAUUGGAGGUGGAAUGGCCUAUACAUUUCUGAAAGUCAAUGACGAGAUGAAAAUUGGCAACUCUUUAUUUGACGAGGAAGGCUCCAAGAUUGUCCCAGAUAUCAUGGAGAAGGCGAAAGAAAAAGGUGUAGAAAUCGUCCUUCCUGUUGACUUCGUAGUUUCGAGUGAAUUUGGAGAAAAAGGAGAAAUUAAGACUGUUACCAAGGCUGAAGGCAUCCCAGAAGGCUUCAUGGGUUUGGAUUGUGGUCCAGAAAGCCAAAGUUUGAACAGAAAGGCGGUGAAAAAGGCCAAGACAAUUAUUUGGAACGGUCCAAUGGGUGUCUUUGAGAUGGCCAGUUUUGAAGCUGGGACUAAAGUUUUGAUGGAUGAUGUUGUAGCAGCCACAAAGCGCGGCACGACUUCCAUCAUCGGUGGAGGUGACACAGCAACCUGCUGCAAAAAGUACGAGACUGAAGCAAAGGUCACUCACUGCAGCACAGGAGGUGGUGCUUCUUUGGAGCUCCUUGAGGGCAAAGACCUGCCUGGAGUCGCAGCACUAAGUGAAAAGGCACCAAGCACCUCAGACUACAGUGAUGACAACAUCUUCUCCAAGAUUAUUGAUGGCACUAUUCCGUGCUUCAAAAUCUUUGAAACAGAGGACACUCUUGCUUUCCUGGAUGCAUUCCCGAAAACGAAGGGCCAUUCUGUUCUGAUUCUGAAACGGAAGGGCUUCACUUCGCUGGAGAGCAUGCCCCCAGACGCUGCUGCAGCCUUUCUCAGUGAGCUUCCACGCCUUUGCAAAACAGUGAAGCGUGCUACUGGCUGCCAGGCAGUGAAUGUGAUUUCAAAUCUCGGAGCAGAUGCUGGCCAGAUGGUUUUUCAUCCCCAUGUGCACGUCGUACCUCGAUACAAGGAUGACAACAUGUUGACGAUGGGGCCGUCCUCGACCGAUAUGAUCGACAAGGAACAGGCUACAGAAACGGCCAAUGAGAUGAAAAAUGCACUGAGGUCUAUUAGGUCGAAGCCAAACAGGACUUCUCAGGAACUGCAGGCCUUGCGGGCAGAAAAUGAGACUUUGAAGGAGAAACUAGCAGCGCUGGAACCUUUGGUGGAAGCAGCCAGAGUAAUUCAGAGCAUAUGCCUCAGACAUCCUCACACUGAAGCCACGAGGAAUCGAAAAGAAUCGAUAAGAAUCGCAAGACACUUUCAGCGCAGGUUACAAGCCUUCUCCCCUACCUAA
This is a messenger RNA of Cladocopium goreaui, 3822 nucleotides long. Lineage: Eukaryota; Dinophyceae; Suessiales; Symbiodiniaceae. The record is from the annotation of a GenBank genome assembly.